CUGCUACUUGAUAGCUCGCUUGCUCACGGUAGUUACAGCGAUGACUACAGUCCCUCCACGUUUCGCCAAGGUGGCUAUUCAGUCGCACACUCUGGAGCAUGCGAGAGCGAGGACGAUCUCAGCUUACAGGACAUGGUUGAGAUCAGCCCCAGAGAUAUGCCAAAUCUACUCUCUCAACGUUCCUCCUUCCAUGGUUCGUCUGAAGAUCAGACAGGAUUUCGAACGGAAUAGACAUGUCGAGAACCUCGGAGUCAUCAACAUGCUGUUGCACAAGAAUCAGCAAGAGUAUCAGGAGACGAUGAACCAGUGGAAGCAGGAGCCCCAUGUUGAACACUGGUUCAAACACUAUGAAGACCCGCCUCAACCAGUCGCAUUCCUGGACAAGUUCUACGCUGGCAGAGAUGACCCUUCUUUGAUCGAGGCUUCUCAGCGUACGACCGCAUGAUGGGGGAUGGAGCAGGUCAAGCAGGAGAAGUUGAGGCAGUAGGAAGCACUCGUAUCCUGCCAAUACAGUGUAAGAGGAUCCAGAAGCGAUAAGCACAAAUACAACCGAUGCGAUAUCUAGCGAU
This is a messenger RNA of Kockovaella imperatae, 569 nucleotides long. RefSeq lists its product as hypothetical. The record is from RefSeq and is a predicted model, not a curated record. Lineage: Eukaryota; Fungi; Basidiomycota; Tremellomycetes; Tremellales; Cuniculitremaceae. The coding region runs from base 41 to 445 and encodes 134 amino acids. Gene Ontology annotation, biological process: response to oxidative stress. The transcript is spliced from 3 exons.